Molecule: messenger RNA, 1455 nt
Organism: Blepharisma stoltei
Lineage: Eukaryota; Ciliophora; Heterotrichea; Heterotrichida; Blepharismidae
Source: the annotation of a GenBank genome assembly
AUGUUCCACCUUGAUAUCCCAAGAGAGCAGCAAGGAAAACCAACUUUCCAAAUAUAUGGAAAAAAUCUACCUCCAAUUUUAACAGCAAAAAUUCAGCAGACUUCAUUUCAGGAUUCUUCAAUAAAUGAUAUGUCAAUUCACGCACAAAAUGACCAAUCAUCCUUAAUAAUUGCACCAGUUGAUGGCAAACUUAAUAGAAACCAAAGCGAAUACAGCUUAGCCUCCAAUACACAAAUGUCUGGGAAAUAUUUUGAUAAUGAGCAGCACUACUCACAAAACGCUGAAUCAGAAGACCCUAAACCCAAAAAAUCAGCCAGAGUGAAUUUCAGCACAAGAAAAAACGUCGCCGAAACUAUCAAAAUCUCUCCAUUUAAGCCGAAACAAGCAGCUUCUCCUAUAUUAAAAGAAAUUGCAUUAAAGCGAUCAUUUUCCCAACAGGAAAAAGUAAGAAUAAUCAAGCCUUCAUCAGCAGGCUAUUUUUCAUCAGCAAGAAAAAGUUCAGGCUACUCACAAAUUUACACCUCAGAAGAAAGCUCAAAGCCUUCAUUUAUUUUAGGCUCUCCAGGCCAAGUCCGAAAAGUCGCAAAAAAAGAAUGAAAAACUCUCUCUGAGCCACCUUCUGUAUAUACAUUAACUGAGCAGAAUUCAAGAUCUAUAAUGACAAGAUCUCCAGGUGGCAACAAAACUGAACAAGAUAUGAGGUCAAUUUGAAGCAGAGAAUCCUAUAAAACUCAGUCAGAUUUCAUACAAGCUACCAAUGAAGAUAUUACUGACUCAGAAAACCUCCCUACAGACCAGCUAGGUGCAGAAAAUAACAGUAAAGAUGCAACAUUUAUAACUACAGUAAAUAAUCAAAACAACAUAAAUGAUAUCAAAAGUGAACCAAUUUUUACAGAUUUCAGUGAUAAUUAUUCAUACAAAUAUACGCCUCAGCCAAGUAUUUAUGUAAAACCUUUAAUUAAAGAAACAAACUCUCUUGAAAGUUAUCAAAAAUGAUAUGGUGUGCCUCAGAAAGUAAGAUUUUUAAUUAAUCAAGAUUAUGUAAAGUCUUUGAAGCCUUGCAAUUUUUUUGAAGAACAUAAAGAGCUAUUGCCAGCUAUGCCAAAUAAAAAAUAUAGGCCUCCUAAGCUGCUGCUGAAAGGAAAUGCAAUUAAAGGAGGAAAUAUGAUUAAUAAAGGUGUCGUCAAAGAUGGGAACCAUUUAAUAAGGGUUUUAAGCAGAGAAGGGACGCCAUGGGUUCAGUAUAAUUUAAAGCCUACUCAUCAAAUAAGGCAAGACCCAUUCUGUGCAAAUUAUGGAGAACUACUGGUAAUUUUUAUAUAGAAAUUGGAUAUAGCUAAAAGUACAGGCAUGGAAACAUUUGGAGAUCUAUUUAAAGGAGCUUCUGACACAGAUUUUAUAUUUUCGCAGGAUGGGAUUUCGGAAGGGUCACUUGGAAUAGGCUCAAAAAGGUAA